Molecule: messenger RNA, 1600 nt
Organism: Klebsormidium nitens
Lineage: Eukaryota; Viridiplantae; Streptophyta; Klebsormidiophyceae; Klebsormidiales; Klebsormidiaceae
Source: the annotation of a GenBank genome assembly
CCGGGCAACCAGCCAACAUGCUGAGUCACCAUGUCGCACAGAGCUGCAUUUCAUGACGCGAAUUUUGUCAAUGACAAGAGGGUGCAAACGCCAGAAUAUCUCCCUAGGUAAAUCCUAUGCAGAAGAGCUUGUUGGAAGGAGCGGCCAUUGUGUGUUGCCCAAAGAUGGAGGUUGUCAAACUUAUGCAAGAACACUGGCUUUUGGCUGGAGUCCUGAUCUGCAUCUUUUGGCCAGCUUUAUUGAUCUUCUCGCCUGUCUACGUCCCACCAGUCCUGCUCUAUGUCCUGUAUGUAAGGUAUAACCAGUGGAAGGUGGAUCCAGGGCAAAGCAGUGAGGUUAGCAUUGGGAAGGGGGAACCGGUUGAUUGCACCACCACUGAGAAGCACGUUGUGACACCAGCAUCAGGAGCUCAAUUGCCUUCAGACAAGGCAUCUGAUCCUGCAUGCAAGCAUGUAGAGGAAGAUCGGAGUGCGGAAGUGGCUAAGAAAAGUGAAGAGAAGCAUGAGUCAUCCGAUCAGGAUGCUCUUCCAGACCAGGGAAGAUGCUCAGGAACGGGUUUUCAAAGUGACAUUGAUCAUCAGAAAAGGUCGCUGUUUUCACCAACCCAAGCCAACCUUUCAACCCAGGGCAAUGGUGAGGAGAGCAUGCAGGCUAAACAGUCAGGGAACUUGACGGCACAAGAUGUAGAUGUUCCUAGCUCCAAACCAUCAGCAACAAAGGCGGCAAACCCAGCCUUGGGCAAGCCUAAGAGCCAACCUCUCACAAUAUCUGUGAGCGCAGAUCCCCCAAAAAAACCCGCAGUAGUGUCUCCCAAGAAGCUUCCUGUAAGCUCUCCGAAGAAGUCAGCAGAUCACAUUGCAAAGAAGUUGGAAGUUGCACCAGCCAAGAAGCCUGCGGAGAAGCCAGUUGAUGGUUCUGCUGUUGCUAAGGGGACAGAAGCACCUGGCAAAGUGGUCGCGCAGCCCUCGAAGAAACAGUCCCUCGAUGCACCCAAGGCACUGGAGACGCCAAAGGAGCCUUCUGCAGUGGCAGGGCAUGAAGCGGAAAAUUCUCAUGCAGCUGCAGCGAGAACAAGCAGUGGAGAGGAUCAAGCUGUACAUGUACAGCUUCCUGCAUCUGGGAAGCAAGAACAGUCCCGCGCCCUGGAUACCAGAGCACGCCCCGUGCUGGCGGCUACAACGGAGUCUGCACCGUCUUCAUCAUCUGAACCAGUGCCGUCAGUUGCAAUCUCACCAAAAGAAACGAAGGGGAGCAAUGGUCAAGAAGGCAACGAGCAUAGAUCUGAUCACCACAAGUCCAAGUCCAAGAAAAAAAAGAAGAGUCAUGCAGGCAAGUAGGCUGAAAAAUAUUGUUUGCGAAGUUGCUGCAGAAGAUGGUAUUGUAGCAGUGUGUGCAAGUAACAGCAAGUCGGAAGAAAGAAGGGAAGCAUUGCAGAAGUUGCUAGGAGUUACGUAUGUGAGUGUGUUGGAAGACAAUACCCGUACUAGUUUCGCAUCUGUCGCCGGAGCCUGUAUGAAGACCGUCUUCAUACAAAAGUCCAGUCGGACUGAGCUCGCUGCCGCACGUUAGGCCAUUCUGAAUCCCUCAAGUGCAUUGCGAU